Molecule: messenger RNA, 1404 nt
Organism: Nanorana parkeri
Lineage: Eukaryota; Metazoa; Chordata; Amphibia; Anura; Dicroglossidae
Gene: CMAS
Product: cytidine monophosphate N-acetylneuraminic acid synthetase
Exons: 8
Coding region: 72-1277 (401 amino acids)
Molecular function (GO): N-acylneuraminate cytidylyltransferase activity
Source: RefSeq, a predicted model, not a curated record
GGCAAGCUAGGCCCCGCCCCCUCCAAUAAAGAGCCCUCACUAGCUGUGACGCGGCCCGGAACAGCGGGAAGAUGGCGUCGCAGGCAGCUGGGGACGGGCCGGUCAAGAAGAAGAAGAAGCGGGGACACCUGGCGGCGGUGAUCCUGGCCCGAGGAGGAAGUAAGGGGAUCCCGUUGAAGAAUAUCCGGAGACUAGCCGGGAAACCGCUCAUCGCCUGGGUGCUGCGGGCCGCCAUAGACUGCGGGCAGUUUGAUAGUGUGUGGGUGUCCACAGACCUUGAUGAGAUCGAGAAGGUCGCCAAGCAGUAUGGGGCAAAGGUCCACCGGAGGAGCCCUGAGGUGUCCCAAGACACGACCAGCUCCCUGCAGACCAUACAGGAGUUCCUGCAGCAUCACCCAGAGGUGGAUCUAGUUGGGAAUAUACAAGCCACGUCUCCAUGUCUGCACCCCUGCGACCUCAUCAAGGUGGCGGACAUGAUACAGAACCAGGGCUACGACUCGGUGUUCUCUGUGGUCAGACAUCACCUGUUCCGCUGGAAGGAGGUGAAGGCAGGAGAGUCAACAGUGGCAGAUAACUUUAACCCAGCGCGUCGCCCUCGCCGCCAGGACUGGAACGGAGAGCUGCAUGAGAAUGGAUCUUUUUACUUUGCCACCAGAGAGCUGAUCACUAAGGGAUUACUACAGGAUGGGAAGCUCGCUUACUAUGAAAUGAGGCCGGAGCACAGUGUGGAUAUUGAUGUUGAUCUCGACUGGCCCAUCGCAGAACAACGAGUCAAAAGGUACGGAUAUUUUGGCAAGAAUCCAACAGUGGUGAAGCUGUUGGUAUGUAACAUCGAUGGCUGUCUGACAGACGGGCGAGUCUAUGUGAAUCAGGAACAUGAGCUGAUCUCCUAUAGUCUGCGAGAUGUUGACGGGAUACGAAUGUUGCUGGACAAAGAUGUGCAGGUUCAUUUCGCCUCCGAAAGGGACAUCCGUCCAGCGUUGGUGUCCAAUCUGAAUCUGCCAUGUUUGAUCGAGGCAAAUGUGUCCAAUAAAAAGGAGGUUGUGGAGCGAUGGAUGGACAAGCUGGGUAUCUCUUCCUGGAACCAGGUGGCCUAUAUGGGCUGCAGUUAUUCUGAUGUGGAGUGCCUGAAGCUGGCUGGCACUGGUGGAGUUCCCGCUGACGCUUGCACGGCGGCCAAGAUGACGGACAGCUUUGUCUGCCAGCAUGGAGGUGGCUAUGGAGCCAUUCAGGAGUUUGCUGAUCACAUUAUCACUCUAAUGGAGACAGGAAGAUAAGUGCAGCCCCGAUUUAUUAUCCUCCACGUUUGGGGCUCAUUCACUGAGAUUCUGCAGAACUGGAACUGCAGGUGAAGUGUCGGCACGAGAUAAAACAAAGUUUACAUAGCAGAUGGUUCAGUGCUGU